Molecule: messenger RNA, 2288 nt
Organism: Egretta garzetta (little egret)
Lineage: Eukaryota; Metazoa; Chordata; Aves; Pelecaniformes; Ardeidae
Gene: SLC1A3
Product: solute carrier family 1 member 3
Exons: 10
Coding region: 267-1898 (543 amino acids)
Biological process (GO): L-aspartate import across plasma membrane; D-aspartate import across plasma membrane; L-glutamate import across plasma membrane
Cellular component (GO): plasma membrane
Molecular function (GO): L-glutamate transmembrane transporter activity; neutral L-amino acid transmembrane transporter activity; glutamate:sodium symporter activity
Source: RefSeq, a predicted model, not a curated record
CCCCUUUCCUUAAGUUGCAGUGAUAGUAAGUUGCUGUAUUCCAGAGCACAUGCGGAUUUGUCAGUUUUCUCUGCCUCCCGCCCGCUCGACUCCGCAGCUCUGCUGUAUUUGCUGGGAAACCCCUACCUUAUCUGCCGCCACCGUGUUCUUAGGGCACUGAAGAUCUGAAAAGGUUUCUCCAGCACGUCCCGCGGAAAAGAGUCUACCAUUUUUCUGAAGGGAUAUUGACAGAAGUUAAUCGUAAAAGAAAACCUUCUGUGAGACAGAUGACUAAAGGCAACGGAGAAGAUCCAAAAACUGGAAGUAGGAUGGAACGCAUCCAACAAGGAGUCCGGAAACGUACACUUUUGGCAAAAAAAAAAGUGCAGAGCAUAACAAAGGAUGAUGUUAAAAGUUAUUUAUUGAGGAAUGCCUUUGUGCUCUUCACCGUUGUUGCUGUGAUUCUUGGUGUAAUCCUUGGAUUUUCUCUCCGAUCAUAUAAGAUGAGCUAUCGGGAAGUCAAGUACUUUUCAUUUCCAGGAGAAUUACUCAUGAGAAUGCUGCAAAUGCUGGUCCUGCCACUAAUUGUAUCCAGUUUAGUCACAGGAAUUGCUGCCCUGGAUAGUAAAGCAUCAGGAAAGAUGGGAGUCCGAGCAGUAGUCUACUACAUGAGUACCACGAUCAUUGCUGUACUGAUUGGUAUAAUCAUUGUGGUCAUCAUCCACCCUGGGAAAGGUACUAAAGAAAACAUGCACAGAGAAGGCAAAAUUGUGCAAGUGACAGCAGCAGAUGCCUUUCUUGAUUUAAUCAGAAAUAUGUUCCCUCCAAAUCUGGUGGAAGCUUGCUUUAAACAGUUCAAAACUAACUAUGAAAAGAGAAUGUUUAAAGUAAAUAUUCCAUCCAAUGACACAUCCACAGUGGCUUCCAUAAUAAGCAAUGUGUCAGAAGCAAUGGAAACCCUCACCCGAAUGAAAGAGGAAAUAGUUCCUGUUCCAGGUUCUGUAAAUGGAGUGAAUGCCCUUGGCUUGGUGGUUUUCUCAAUAAGCUUUGGCCUGGUGAUUGGAAGCAUGAAGGAGCAAGGUCAGGCAUUAAAAGACUUCUUUGAUAGUCUUAAUGAGGCUAUCAUGAGAUUGGUAGCACUAAUCAUGUGGUAUGCUCCACUUGGAAUCCUCUUCCUGAUUGCUGGAAAAAUUGUUGAGAUGGAAGAUAUGGGUGUGAUCGGUGGCCAGCUUGCCAUGUAUACUGUAACAGUUAUCAUCGGUCUGCUAAUUCAUGCUGUCAUUGUCCUACCUCUUCUCUACUUCCUGAUCACUCGUAAGAACCCUUGGGUAUUUAUUGGAGGCUUAAUCCAGGCAUUAGUCACAGCUUUGGGAACGUCUUCCAGUUCUGCAACAUUACCUGUUACAUUUAAGUGUCUAGAAGAAAUAAAUGGAGUGGACAAACGAGUUACAAGAUUUGUACUCCCAGUUGGUGCUACAAUUAAUAUGGAUGGAACUGCCUUAUAUGAGGCUUUGGCUGCAAUUUUCAUUGCACAGGUUAACAACUUUGAUCUGAACUUUGGGCAGAUUAUCACCAUCAGCAUCACAGCUACAGCUGCCAGUAUUGGGGCUGCAGGCAUUCCUCAAGCUGGACUGGUCACCAUGGUCAUUGUGCUUACAUCAGUGGGUUUGCCUACAGAUGAUAUCACUCUUAUCAUUGCAGUGGACUGGUUCUUGGAUCGUCUCCGUACCACUACCAAUGUCUUGGGAGACUCUAUUGGAGCCGGAAUUGUUGAACAUUUAUCACGGCAUGAGCUGAAGAACAGGGAUGCUGAAAUGGGUAAUUCUGUGAUAGAGGAGAAUGAAAUGAAGAAACCCUACCAACUGAUCUCACAAGAAAAUGAGAGUGAGAAGCCAUUAGAUAGUGAAACCAAGAUGUAGGGCAAAGAAAGCAUGAGUCCAACACUACAAAUGUGGAAAACACACACUUUUUCCAGCCAUUUAUAUCUUGAAUUCACCAAGUUCACUUAUUCCUCGUUUUCUCCCUUUAUGCUAGCACUGGAAAGAAUUAAUGAAAAUCUAUUCCAAAUUAGCAGUGAUCACAGUAUAUGUUGGCUCCCCAUUUAAAAAAAAUUAACAGGCAACAAUACUGGUCCUGCUAGACAUGUGCUAACUGAGGAUAAAAAAGAGACAUUGUCAAUUAAAUAAAAAAAAAAUCAGUGUAUAUAUUACCAGUCCUGUGAAACUUUUUUUUUUUUUUAUGAACUGGAAAGUAAAAACAGAUAACAGAGCCUGAAAAUGAUUUUAUUUUUUUAAAUACCUGUUGCAAAA